CAAUUGAGGAAUAUCUGGACUGAACUGGUGUGUGGUUUAUUCUACAGAAAUCCGCACGACCUCCUGAAGGGUAAAAGGUCACUCAUCGAGGGAGCACUUAAUCAGGGAUGGCAGAGAGAGUGAGAGUGAUGGAGAUAGAGAGAUAAAUAGAGAGGGGAUUGCAGGAAGAAAUUAGUAUUACUAUUAAAACGGACAAGGAGAGACAGUUUCUCAGUUGAAGGCUGUAAACUACAGAAGCCAUCGUAGGAGUGCAGAGUUAAGAGUUUCUCACAGCCAUCUGCUCAGUUUUUAACUGCAUCUGGAGCGAUGAAAGCAUGGGCCUUUCUGUUGUCACUGUGUGUGACCGCGCAGGCCUUACGGAGGAUCACUCUGAAGAAAAUGCCUUCCAUUCGAGAGACUCUUAAGGAGACAGGGGUCACACCAGCAGAAGUGUUUGCAGUACUUGCGCCAAAGUUGGAUGCCAGUCCUUCACUUCACAAUGGCACGGCCCGAACACCUCUAACCAACUAUCUGGAUACUCAGUACUUUGGGGAGAUAAGUAUUGGUACACCAGCACAGGUGUUCAACGUUGUGUUUGAUACUGGUUCUGCCAACCUUUGGGUUCCUUCUCAGAGCUGUUCUCCACUAUACACAGCAUGCUUUACUCAUAACAGAUAUGACGCCUCUAAAUCUCACACACAUAUUCAAAAUGGAACAGGAUUCUCCAUCCAGUAUGCUUCUGGAAACGUCCGGGGGUUUCUGAGUGAGGAUAUAGUUGUGGUGAGUGGUAUCCCGGUGGUGCAAGUGUUUGCAGAGGCCACAGUUCUCCCAGCCAUCCCAUUCAUCUUUGCAAAGUUUGAUGGCGUGCUGGGAAUGGGUUAUCCUGAGGCAGCUAUUGAUGGCAUCACACCGGUGUUUGAUCGUAUUAUGUCUCAGGGCGUGCUGAAAGAGAACAGUUUCUCUGUGUAUUACAGCAGAGACCCAGAACACAUCCCAGGAGGAGAAUUGGUGCUGGGCGGCACAGAUCCGAACUACUACAUGGGAUCCUUCCACUACGUCAGCACCAAGGGAGAGGGCAAGUGGGAGGUCAUUAUGAAAGGUGUAUCUGUGGGUGAAGAGACGUUGUUCUGUACAGAAGGCUGUAAUACAAUGAUUGACACAGGCUCCUCCUACAUCACUGGCCCCGCCUCUUCUGUCUCCAUUCUGAUGAAGAUGAUUGGUGCUGUGGAGCUGGCAGAGGGAGGAUAUACCGUGAACUGUGACCUGGUGAUGUCCUUACCCAGUGUGACCUUUCACCUUGGUGAUCAGGAGUAUCCUCUGACACAGGAAGACUAUGUUCUCUGGCAGUCACAGUUUGGGGAGGACAUCUGCACUGUGACGUUCAGAGAGCUGGAUCUUCCACCUCCUGCUGGUCCUGUCUGGAUACUGGGGGCUAAAUUCAUUGCCCGAUAUUACACAGUGUUUGAUCGAAAAAACAACCGCAUUGGCUUUGCUCAAGCAGUGUGACACUCUGCAGGGCCUUCCAGAUAAUACUAUAGCAUUCCAUACUAUACCACACCAUACCAUACCACACCAUACCGUACCAUGCUACACCACACCAUAUCACACCAACCAUACCACACCCUACCACACCACAUCAUAACACACCUUACCAUAUCACACCAUAUCACACUGCACCAUACCACACUAUCACACCAUACCACACCCUACCACACUAUUCCACGCCAUACCAUAUCAUAAGAUACCAUACUACACCACACUACACCCUACCAUACCACACCAUACCACACCACACCCUACCACACCACAUCAUAAGACACCUUACCAUAUCACACCAUAUCACACCGCACCAUACCACACUAUCACACCAUACCAUACCACACCAUACCACACCCUACCACACCACAUCAUAACACACUAUCACACCACACCAUACCACACCCUACCACACCACAUCAUAACACACUAUCACACCAUACCAUACCACACCCUACCAUACCACACCCUACCACACCGUACCAUAUCAUAAGAUACCAUACUACACCACACUACACCCUACCAUACCACACCAUACCAUACCACACCAUACCGUACCAUGCUACACCACACCAUAUCACACCAACCAUACCACACCCUACCACACCACAUCAUAACACACCUUACCAUAUCACACCAUAUCACACUGCACCAUACCACACUAUCACACCAUACCACACCCUACCACACUAUUCCACGCCAUACCAUAUCAUAAGAUACCAUACUACACCACACUACACCCUACCAUACCACACCAUACCAUACCACACCCUACCACACCACAUCAUAAGACACCUUACCAUAUCACACCAUAUCACACCGCACCAUACCACACUAUCACACCAUACCAUACCACACCCUACCACACCACAUCAUAACACACUAUCACACCAUACCAUACCACACCCUACCAUACCACACCCUACCACACCGUACCAUAUCAUAAGAUACCAUACUACACCACACUACACCCUACCAUACCACACCAUACCACACCAUAUCACACCGCACCAUACCACACUAUCACACCAUACCAUACCACACCCUACCACACCGUACCAUAUCAUAAGAUACCAUACUACACCACACUACACCCUACCAUACCAUAACACACCAUACCAUACCACUCCCUACCAUACCAUAUCACACCAACCAUACCAGAUCACACCAUACCACACCAUACCAUACUACUUCACACCAUGCCACACCACAUCACACCAUACGAUAACAUGCCAUACCAUACUAUACCACUCCACUUUUCUACGUGACAGAUGCUGCUUUUAUACCACAGAGCUGAUGAUUCUCAAAUAUGAGUUGUCUGAAUCUCAAUGUUAUAGAUUAAUUUUCUAUAACAACUCUGACAGUAGUGCUGAUUGUAAUUCAAAUCAUAGGUUUAUAUUAAUGCACUCCUUCUAACAUGUUAUCAUUUUCCUAGUAACAAUUCAUUCACAGGGACUUGUAUGUUUAAUCCGUCAUAUAAUCUAAACCUUUGAGAAGUAAAGCUGUAAAGUUUUCCAACAUGAGAAAAUCUUCAGGACAGAGAACUUCGAGAUUUCUUGGUUACAUCAUAACAUUUUUGUCUUAUUAACUUCAAGAGAAUUCUUAUUUAUAUGUAGUAUAGCUGCUAUAUAGUAAGUGACAAUAGGAACUAAGUUUGACAUUCCAAAACAUUAAAUGAUACUAUAAACUGAUUAAAAGUUUCAUUCUUUAGUAAAUAAAAUAAUUGCUGGCAUAAUGGCAUGGUAUACAAUACAAUUAAUACACUUUUGGAUAUGCUGUUAUAGGAAAAUAACCAACUUCACUUUGUGCCACUUUGUCUGGGGCUACAUCACACCACCCUACUGUUGAUUAUUUUCCAAAACAGCACAUCUCAUAGUGUUGUAUUACUUAACAGACUAAAUUGAUCUGAGCAGCUUAGUGGUGAUAAUGUAGUGACCAAAACGUCCAAACACCAGGACUGUCAAAGAAACACUUUGUCUUCAGCCUGCUCAGCUGUACAGUUGGAAUGGAUUUUGCUUUACCUGUAAUUAGGUUUGGACAAAACUGUCUGCUAAAUGAUUAAGUGUAGAUUCUAUCUGUAGGUUACAGCCAGAUUAAAAUCCCAUGUCAAAGCGAAGCAAUCUUUAAAGAACAACUGUCUGGAUAAAAUAGGCCUAUAUAAAGCUUUCUUCCUCUUUGUUUCAGUCAUGACUUGUCCACCUAAACUUGGUAGCACUUUCUUGUCAGCAUCUUUUGUUCCCACCAUAUUCUGUAUCCAAAAGCACUUUGACUGACAGCAUCUAAAAUUGCACAUACAGUUUUAUAUAUGUAUGUGUGUUUCUGCCAGAACUUGUAUCAAAAACCAUUUGAAAAGUGUCUAAAUGAAAUUCCAACUGACUUGUCUUACACAAAAGCAUAAAUAUGCCAUUUUUGGACAAGUCAGGUGAUACAUUGCCUAGAAACUGAGCUAUAAACCUUUGAGUGAUUUGGGUCAAGGUGUAAAGUCUAUUUUUUGAGUUUAUCAUAUCCAACCACAGCCUUAUUAGAAGAGGUUUUAAUUUUAAAACCCCUCAAGGUCUUUUCUCCACAGUUUGAUAUUAAUUUUGGUUCUCAGACUAGGAAUUCUUUAAAAAAAAAAAAAAAAAAAAAGCCAACUACGUGUAAGGAAAAACUCACCAAAUGCCCUACUGAUGCUCUAAAAAAACAUAAAAAUCUAGGCCACUUAAUAAAACAUUAACUUAAUUUCUGGCAGAAGCUAGUGCACACUUUCAGUACCAGCAAACUGCUACAUACUAUACUUCAGUAUACACAAAAACUGUCUUAGUUAUUUUUACAGACCUUUGUUAUAUCUGUGAACAUUUUAUUUUAAUCAUUUCCUUCCAUAAAUGGCUAUUUGCUAGUUUGCACUUUAAAGGAGGCCAUAUACCCUAGCACAGGCUUUUUGGCAUUGCUUUUAAUAUGCUCCUUAUUUUAAAUUUUAUUCUUAUUUUUUACCACAUUGUUCCAUCUCUUUUGAUAUCAUUAGCCUUUCUGAUUUAUUCCUUUAAGGAUAUUUAAUCCGUUCAUUUGAAUUAUAAGGAUUAUGUUUUACUGUGAUUUAUGUGCUUUACUGUAUUAAUAAAGAGAGGAACUGACUGAUUUGAA
This is a messenger RNA of Pangasianodon hypophthalmus (striped catfish), 4638 nucleotides long. RefSeq names its product renin (gene ren). The transcript is spliced from 9 exons. Bases 307 to 1485 code for a protein of 392 amino acids. Lineage: Eukaryota; Metazoa; Chordata; Actinopteri; Siluriformes; Pangasiidae. Gene Ontology annotation, biological process: angiotensin maturation. The record is from RefSeq and is a predicted model, not a curated record. Gene Ontology annotation, molecular function: aspartic-type endopeptidase activity.